Abrus precatorius (Indian licorice) is the source of this 1713-nucleotide messenger RNA. RefSeq names its product protein NRT1/ PTR FAMILY 8.1-like. Lineage: Eukaryota; Viridiplantae; Streptophyta; Magnoliopsida; Fabales; Fabaceae. The transcript is spliced from 4 exons. The record is from RefSeq and is a predicted model, not a curated record. Gene Ontology annotation, molecular function: transmembrane transporter activity. Gene Ontology annotation, cellular component: membrane. Gene Ontology annotation, biological process: oligopeptide transport; transmembrane transport. The coding region runs from base 1 to 1713 and encodes 570 amino acids.
AUGGCUGAGGAAGAUGUUUAUACAAAGGAUGGAACAGUAGAUUACCGUGGAAAUCCUGCUAACAAAAAGGAAACCGGAACCUGGAGAGCCUGCCCCUUUAUUUUAGGAAAUGAAUGCUGUGAGAGAUUGGCAUUCUAUGGGAUGAGCACAAAUCUGGUGAGUUAUUUCAAGUUUCAACUACAUCAGCAUGGUGCUACUGCUUCCAAGAAUGUAGCAAAUUGGGGUGGAACAUGCUACAUCACUCCAUUGAUUGGAGCAUUUGUGGCUGAUGCCUAUCUUGGAAGAUAUUUGACCAUUCUUUGUUUUUCAAUAGUCUAUGUUAUUGGAAUGGUACUAUUGACAUUGUCUGCAUCAGUUCCUGGCAUAAAACCAACAUGCUAUGCAGAAGAUAAUUGUCAUGCUACUCAAGGACAGAGGACAGUGUGCUUUGUAGCUCUUUACCUUAUAGCUCUUGGCACUGGUGGGAUCAAGCCUUGUGUUUCAUCAUUUGGUGCAGACCAAUUUGAUGAUGCUGAUGAAGCAGAGAAGAAACACAAGAGUUCUUUCUUCAACUGGUUCUAUUUCUCAAUCAAUAUUGGUGCUCUUAUUGCUGCUUCUCUAUUGGUGUGGGUACAAGAAAAUGUAAGUUGGGGAUUAGGCUUUGGCAUUCCAGCAGUGGCCAUGGCAAUUGCUGUGGUGAGUUUCUUCUCUGGUACAAGGUUGUACCGAAAUCAGAAGCCUGGAGGUAGCCCCCUCACUCGCAUGUUUCAGGUAAUAGUAGCUUCUAUAAGGAAGUGUGAUGUUGAAGUACCUAAUGAUAAGUCUCUCUUGUAUGAGAUAGAAGAGUCAGAAUCUACUAUCCAAGGAAGCCGCAAGCUUGAACACUCAAAUGGAUUAAGAUUCUUUGACAAAGCAGCAGUGUUAGGAAAUUCAGAUAAUGUUAAGGACCCGGUAAACCCAUGGAGACUAUGCAGUGUAACUCAAGUGGAAGAGCUGAAAGCCAUUGUAAGAAUGCUUCCUGUAUGGGCCACUGGCAUCAUAUUUGCUACUGUUUAUGGUCAAAUGAGCAACUACUUUAUACUACAAGGGCAAGCCAUGGAUAAUCAAGUAGGCAACUCAAAGUUUCAUAUUGCAGCCGCUUCUCUUUCUAUGGUUGAUACCCUCAGUGUCCUUUUUUGGGUCCCAGUGUAUGAUAGGAUCAUUGUGCCGAUAGCUAGAAAGUUCAGUGGCCACAAAAAUGGCCUAACUCAGCUCCAGAGAAUGGGCAUUGGCCUUUUCAUAUCCAUAUUUUCUAUGGUAUAUGCAGUAAUGUUGGAGUAUAUGAGACUUAAAAUGGUGAGAAAACACAACUACUAUGAACUUAAGGAGGUGCCCAUGUCAAUUUUUUGGCAGGUUCCACCAUAUUUCAUAAUAGGCUGUGCUGAAGUGUUCACAUUCAUUGGCCAGUUAGAGUUCUUUUAUGAGCAAGCCCCUGAUGCCAUGAGAAGCAUGUGCUCUGCCCUCUCACUCCUCACUGUUGCACUUGGACAGUACUUGAGCUCUUUGCUCAUAACAAUUGUGUCUAAGGUCACUACUAGAAAUGGAGGCCCUGGAUGGUUACCUGACAAUCUAAACUAUGGUCAUCUUGAUUAUUUCUUCUUGCUAUUGACAGGGUUAAGUGUGUUGAAUUUUAUUGUAUUCCUCAUGGUGUCAAAGUUGUAUACAUACAAAAGAUCGGUUGGAACACUUCGCUGA